CUGAAACCCCACAAAUGUUGAGACAAGAGUUUAGAUUGGCACGAGCCCACUAAUGUGCUUCAUGCUCAGUGAAAGAAAAUCAGCAACGAAGGGUGGGCGGUGAUUGCUGUAUAUUGCUUUAAUUCACACACUUUUUUUUUCUGGAACAAGAAUUUGCUUCUGUUAAGCGCCAAGAUGUCGGCGCAUGACCAAAUGAAGAUGCUUCUUGAUCAGCUAAUGGGCACAACACGAAAUGGAGAGACGCAUGAGCACCAGAUCAAGUUCACAGAUCCCAGGGUUUGCAAGAGCUUCUUGCUGGCAUGCUGCCCUCAUGAGAUCCUGUCAUCCACGCGUAUGGACUUGGGAGACUGCCCAAAUGUUCAUGAUGUGGCACUUAGAGCUGAUUAUGAAGCUGCUGUCAAGACCAAAGACUACUACUAUGAUAUUGAUGCAAUGGAGCAUCUGCAGUCAUUCAUCAAUGACUGUGACCGCCGUACUGAGUCAUCCAAGAAGCGCUUGGAGGAGACGCAGGAGGAGCUCAGCGCUGAGGUUGCUGCCAAGGCCAACAAAGUGCAUGACUUGGCUGAGCAGAUUGGACAAAAACUUGCCAAAGCUGAGCAGUUGGGAGCCGAUGGCAUGGUGGAGGAGAGCAUGAAGUUGAUGGAGGAAGUAGAAGACCUGCGCAAGCGUAAAGCAACAGCAGAGCAGGAGUACCGCAACAGCAUGCCUGUCUCCAGCUACCAGCAGCAGAAGCUACGUGUCUGUGAAGUUUGUUCUGCUUACCUCGGCAUCCACGACAAUGACAGGCGGCUGGCUGACCACUUUGGCGGCAAGCUCCAUCUUGGCUUCAUCAAAAUUCGUGAAAAGCUUGAGGAGUUGAAGACAAAACCUGACUAUUGUGUACAGAGACAUCACCUCAGUAUUGUGUGCAGAGAUCGCGAACGUCAGGACGACCGGCGCUCUGACCGCCAUUACGGGAGCCGCGAUGAUGACCGCAGAGAUCGCCGGAGACAUCGGCGGUCGCGAACACGUUCACGAUCCCGUGACAGGGAUCGUCGGCGCCGUCGAUCGCGAUCUCGAGACCGACGCAGUAAUCGAUCGAGCAGCAAACCCCACGACAGCAGCAGCAGGAGAUCGGCAGCCGAGGGGCGCGAGGGCAGCAACGACCGACGGAGCGAGCGCUCAAGCCCCAACGGCGCGGCGCCUGGUGAAGGAAACUCGCAAAGCAAAAGGUAUUCGACGAAGCACAGCUCACCGCCCUCCUCUGGCACCACUAACGAGGAGUGGUUCAUGUAGCAAGCUUGUUCUCGUCUACGUUAAUGUAUCUGUGUCAUCUGUGAACUUGUUUCCAUAUAACCAUCACAAUUAAUGUUUUCGUCUUGGCUGUUGACAAGGUUAUGAAAUUCAGCCAUUUUGCUCGGUCAUUAAAUUAUAUCAAGGGAAAUUGCGUCAAACUUGAUGGGUUCUAUGCUUGUAUAUUCGCUAAUAUCCUUGAAUGGAUUUAAAUUCAGAAGCUGUUUGUUGCGAUGUUGGUCAAAAAAUAACGUAUUUAAAGUUUUGCAAUGUGUGGAUUUGGCAAUGGCUGUCGUUCGCCACUAUGAUUAGUGUCGACGUUUCAAAGUUGAAUUUGUUUGGUUACCCGUUAGGUAAUGGUUGUUAAUGUUGUAAUUUGUGACAAACUUUAUUACAAUUAUCAAUUAGCUCGCUUGGGACAAGCAAAUGCUAGUAAAUAUGGAUACACAUUGUCAGAUAAAUUAUUUCAUUCGUGAAUAAUCAAACACCCGGAAAAAUUAUUUUCCUCAAUUCAAAUCUUUUGUGUCGUAUAAUCAAAUGAACACAAACAGGGCAGCUCCAGAUUUGCUUUGUUAUUAAUUGGAGAAUAAUUUAUUUGCUUUACGAUGGAUUGGGUAAGCCGUUGGCAAACAAACGCUGAGUGACGAUUAUUUCAAGAUCUGAUCAUCAAUGUUGAGCUUGCAUUCACCGCGCUGCUUGUAGGUAAUCUUUGUAGGGUUUCCCUGAACUGGACUGUUAUUACUUGACCUGCGCCAUAAAUUUGUAAUGCAAUUGGCAAGCUUGUAAGUCGUCUCUACGAUUGAUUCCAGGUUUGUGUAUUGGGCAGUAAAUGGGCACCAAUUGAUCUGAAAUAACUAAGUGUUCUUGAUGUGAGUAAUGCAUCCUAGAUAAUUGUUGUUAUUAUUUAAACAUGUUUUGGUUCCUUGGAACAUUCUAGUUCUCGACCAUUUAACCCUCGUAGCAACAGGGACAUGUUGCAGGGCUUCAACUUGCCAUUUCCAUUGAUGAAUUAAAUUUAAUUCCCUUGCAUUUCCAUUAAUGCAGUUGAUUGCAGUUAUCAGUAAUUGUCUCCAUGACUAUUAAAUACUUCUGAGCGUAUGUGCUACUUUAAAGUGCUGCUUAUGAAGUCGCUUUUAGUACACUAUUGUCUACUCAUAAGAAUGCAUCAACUACAUGCAGCUUAAAAGGAGUGUUAAAGAAGGAUUACAGCUCUUUAUCAUGAAUCCUUAGGUUGCCAAUAAGGUUUAUUAAUUCAAGUGUGACAUGGGCGGAAAUUUCCCGCAAGUUUUGUGAGGUAAACUUGUUUUGGGCGUCGAAAUUUCGAAUUGAAACUCAUUUAGACUUGACAUUUUUUCGUGUUCAUACUGAAAAGCUAAUUUAUAGAUUUUUCAUGCCAUAUAAUAUUAUUUUAUUCAUUUUUUACUAUCAUUCUAGCAUGUUUUAGCUUUGUACCAUUCCAAAUGAGAUUUUAAUUUCAUUUAGUAAUUAUAUAGCAUCUUUCUUCAUUUUAUUUCUUAUUGACCAGUAUUCCAUCGAUCACGUCGUUGUUCUACCCAUUUCAAAAACCGAUUUCCAAUUCAUGAAUGCAAUUCCAUCCAAUACGCGAUGUUUGAAGUGUGCUUCAGUCCGAAAGAAACGUUGAUGAACA
Molecule: messenger RNA, 2920 nt
Organism: Hyalella azteca
Lineage: Eukaryota; Metazoa; Arthropoda; Malacostraca; Amphipoda; Hyalellidae
Product: putative RNA-binding protein Luc7-like 1
Exons: 7
Coding region: 175-1275 (366 amino acids)
Biological process (GO): mRNA splice site recognition
Cellular component (GO): U2-type prespliceosome; U1 snRNP
Molecular function (GO): mRNA binding
Source: RefSeq, a predicted model, not a curated record